AUCGUCAAAGACUGUCUCAGACGCUCGAGCUCUGACAACACCGAUCCAGAUGUGAUCAUAGUCCACACCCAGCGACUUUAUGAUGUCCUGCAGGACCUGUGUGAGCACAAGAAAAGUGUGGGGAAAACUUCAAGGAUGCAAAAAAUGACCCUUGACCCAGUUGCUUCGACAUCUACAUCCAGAAAAAUGGCCAUCAAAGGAGACUCGGCCAUGAUGCUGCAAGAUGCAAGCCACAACAAACAGAACACAGUCAUUAGCGCUGACACCAUGCACUCACUGACACUUCUGCCAGACUAUGGAGGUCCAAUCUUCCGUCACCGCCGAGCAUCUCUACAUCAACUCAACAUCCGCGAUAGCACCAACAACCUCAUCACUCCUGACAAAUGGUACAGUGAGCUCCGACAAGGGAUGCUUGUCCUUUUUGCAGCCACGAUGCAUGGCUACAUACAAAAAGACCCCGGACAGAAAGGGAGAAAGACUUGGCAACUUGUCGCGAAAUCUAUCAAGGUGAUAGAUCGAUCGAAUGAGGUCAUGGAGCCUCGC
This is a messenger RNA of Suillus fuscotomentosus, 543 nucleotides long. RefSeq lists its product as uncharacterized. The record is from RefSeq and is a predicted model, not a curated record. The annotation marks the transcript as partial. The transcript has 3 exons. NCBI's taxonomy places the organism in Eukaryota, Fungi, Basidiomycota, Agaricomycetes, Boletales, Suillaceae.